Molecule: messenger RNA, 1707 nt
Organism: Microthlaspi erraticum
Lineage: Eukaryota; Viridiplantae; Streptophyta; Magnoliopsida; Brassicales; Brassicaceae
Source: the annotation of a GenBank genome assembly
AUGGCAUUUCAAAAAGUCUUCCUCAUAACACUCUUCUUGUCUCUUCAAACACUCUUCAUUGCUUCUCAAAUCCUUCCUUCUUCAUCAAACUCUUCCUCAAGCAUCUGCAAAACGACGCCCGAUCCCAAAUUCUGCAAAUCAGUGUUCCCACAAACAUCUCAAGGCGAUGUUCGCGAAUACGGCCGCUUCUCCCUCCGCAAAUCGCUAACGCAAUCGCGGAAAUUCACACGCACGAUUGACAAAUACCUCAGAAAAAACAAUGCCGUAUUAUCACAGUCCGCCGUUGGAGCCCUCCAAGACUGCCGUUACUUAGCAAGCCUCACAACAGACUAUCUCAUAACGUCGUUCGAGACCGUUAACGUAACCGCGUCGUCGAAAACGCUGUCGUUCUCCAAAGCCGACGAAAUUCAAACGCUUCUCUCCGCGGCGCUGACCAACGAGCAAACGUGCCUCGAAGGAAUCAACACCGCUGCUGCUUCUUCGUGGACCAUACGGAACGGCGUCGCGUUGCCUCUUAUCAACGACACGAAGCUGUUUAGCGUUUCGCUCGCUCUGUUCACGAAAGGGUGGGUCCCAAAGAAGAAGAAACAGUACUCUUGGGCCCACGCGAAGAAUACUCACGCUAAGCCGUUCCGUCGUUUUCGUAACGGAGCUCUGCCGCUAAAGAUGACUGAACGGACACGCGCCGUUUACGAGUCUCUGAGCAGGAGGAAUCUCGCCGACGACAAUGACGAAGACUCCGUGCUUGUGAGUGACAUUGUGACGGUGAACCAAAACGGUACGGGGAAUUUCACGACCAUAACGGAAGCCGUUGCGGCGGCUCCGAACAAAACCGACGGUACCGCCGGUUAUUUCGUUAUCUACGUAACGUCAGGUGUUUACGACGAAAACGUAGUGAUUGCGAAAAGCAAAAGGUAUCUUAUGAUGAUCGGUGAUGGCAUCAACCGUACGGUUAUUACCGGUAACCGGAGCGUCGUGGAUGGUUGGACCACUUUCAACUCCGCCACUUUUGCUGUAACAUCACCGAACUUCGUUGCGGUGAACAUAACUUUCCGUAACACGGCGGGGCCAGAGAAGCACCAAGCCGUGGCGUUGAGGAGCAGCGCCGAUCUCUCAAUCUUCUACAGUUGCAGUUUCGAAGCUUAUCAAGACACUUUAUACACACAUUCACUAAGACAGUUCUACAGAGAAUGCGACAUUUAUGGGACCGUCGACUUCAUAUUCGGAAACGCAGCUGUUGUGUUACAAAACUGUAACUUGUACCCGAGACAAGCGUUGCCAAACCAGUUUAACGCUAUCACGGCUCAAGGUCGUACCGAUCCGAACCAGAACACAGGAACAUCGAUCCACAAUUGUACGAUUAGACCGGCGGAUGAUUUGGUUUCGAGCAAUUAUACGGUUAAAACGUAUUUGGGACGGCCGUGGAAGGAGUAUUCACGUACGGUUUUCAUGCAAUCGUACAUGGAUGGUUUUCUUGAACCGGUUGGUUGGAGAGAGUGGAAUGGAGAUUUCGCAUUGAGUACGUUGUACUAUGCUGAGUAUAACAAUACCGGAUCCGGUUCUAAUACCACUAACCGGGUGGUUUGGCCUGGUUAUCACCUGAUGAAUUCCACCGAUGCCAAUAACUUUACUGUUUCGAAUUUCUUAUUUGGAGAUGAGUGGAUGGUUCAGAGUGGUGUGCCUUUUAUGGCCGGUUUACUUUCGUAA